Molecule: messenger RNA, 1450 nt
Organism: Lindgomyces ingoldianus
Lineage: Eukaryota; Fungi; Ascomycota; Dothideomycetes; Pleosporales; Lindgomycetaceae
Exons: 2
Coding region: 70-1185 (371 amino acids)
Source: RefSeq, a predicted model, not a curated record
UCAUUUCUUUCCACCUCUUUCCUCCAUUACAGUCCAACGGCAGUUGUCAGGUGAUCAUACCUGCUCUCCAUGCCCAGGAACGAUACGCCAACACGACUCCUCAUCCGGGAGCAGGAUGAGAAGAACCGACUAAGUAAGUUGAGGAGGAAGAACGCGAACGAUGCAGAGCGGAAAAAACUUGAGGGGAGAGUUGGCCACCUCCUUGACCAGGCGAGCAAUUAUCAGCCCGCUGGUGCUACUAUUUCUCCGGUCCAAGGUGCUCCCGCCAUUUCUGCUGCCUCUCAGGCAGCUCUGUCCACUAUGCUAGCUCCUUUUCCACCAGCGCCACCUGAGAUGCCCGCCGCAGUGAGUCUUAGUGCUUCUGACAGGGCUGAUUCUGCCAUGACGGCUGCUUUGUCCAUCAUGGCAGCUACAGCUCCAUCGGCGCCACCUGAGAUGCCCGCCGCAGCGAGUCCCAGUUCUUCUAGCAGUGUUGAUUCUGUACUUGGUGGUCUACGUAGCGUGGUUCCUGCUUCAGUCAAACAAGAAUCGGGAUUGGAGGCAGUCCGUGAAGUGUCCGAAGUACAGCAGCACCAAGAAAAGACUUGGGAUCAUCAUGAAGCAGCCAUGGUAGCUCGGUUCUUUGAAGCACGCGUCCCUGGCCCCCUCUUGGCCCUCAAUUUGUUCUAUCAGAAGAAGGCAUUCGACAAACAAGCAGCUCAUGAACUGCUCGUACUGGGAGCCUCCAACAUUUUGAAAUCGAAAUUUCCUCGCACACCCUACAUUCGAAUUGGUAACACCGAAUACGACUCCAGUACUGGAGGAUUAUGGAAUCUCAGCUCCACCUCAAUCUGGGAGCAUUACCGCAACGGAGAGCAAUGGAAUCAGGCUAAGUGGACCCCAGGAGGUGAUCUAAUCAUCCAGAAGAUUCAAGGGCAGGCUAUCCUCUAUCUUGACUUCGGUGACAGGUCAUUUUCUGCGGGCCCAAUUAAGCUUCCUGAAUUUGCGUCUCUUCUUCCUGUCGCUUGCACUGCAACGUGUCUGCGGACACGGGCUAUGAUCGACUUUGAGAUUAUUUUCCUGCCAGAUGCUUGCAUGAAAGUCUGCUUCCCAACAGCUCUAUUACUUGCAGAGGACCACGGUUGUAGAGUCCUUUCGGACACCAUAGCUGAGUUUUCUGCGGUCUUUGUACAGUCUUUGGGAUGAUGCAGAAUGAUCACUGAUGUUCUUACACAUCAUGGAUGAUCUCACGAGAAGUCAUGGAGUGCACAAAAAUUAGUGUUCAUCUUUUUGGUCACAGUUGGGAGUGAGGCUUCUCGGGCAUUUAGCUACACUAACAGAAUCAACCGAUCCAUUCAGGCGUUUCCGAGGUUGUCAUUAUCAUAAUUCAGCUUAGUAGCCGCGUGCACAACACAUACAGAAAACAAACGAAUAGCAUUCAUCCAAUCCUAAACCAACGGAACGUCAAGCU